Prorocentrum cordatum is the source of this 5220-nucleotide messenger RNA. NCBI's taxonomy places the organism in Eukaryota, Dinophyceae, Prorocentrales, Prorocentraceae. The record is from the annotation of a GenBank genome assembly.
AUGGAGCAGGAGAACCGGCGGUUGGGCGCCGAGCUCGCCGCGUCGCGGGGCGAAGUUCAGGCAGCCCGGCAGGAAGCACUACAGGCGCGUCAAGCGGCGCAGGCACCACAGGCCAUGGCAGCAGAGAUAGCGCAGGCACUACGAGCAGUUCGAGAGGAGGAGCGGCGAGACCGUGGCGGAGGCCUCAUCGACAGCCGGGGUCUCAACAAGCCGUCGGUGUUCAACGGCGACGAGGAGAAGUACAUCCAAUGGACACGCAAGACCGAGAAUUUCAUCGCGAGCACGUACCGUGACGCUCGCGAGAUGCUGCAGUUCGCGACGGACCAGGGGCAGGAAGAGGUCACAAUCGACGAUAUGAUUGGCGACCCGCAGGAUGCGCGAUUCCCGAGGGAUCGCUUGGAGGAGAUAGAUGACCAGACCUACGUGGUCCUCUCGGCGCUGACGGAAGGCGAGGCCUUUGAUAUUGUCACUAGCGCUGGCAGCGGCAACGGAUUCGAGGCGUGGCGCAGGCUGGCGGCUCGAUUUGACCCCAUCACCGCGGGCCGCACCCGAGGUCUUCUACGAGAUAUCAUGGACCCUGGCAAGGCCAAGUUGGGGGACCUUCAAGCGGCGAUCGAGCGCCUGGAGGAGAUGCACCGGCGGUACGAGAACCGGAAGGACGCUCAGGGCGUGAGGAAGCAGCUGGCCGACGAUAUUAAGUACGCGUCGCUCGAGGCGAUGCUGCCCGAGGACAUCGAGAAACACUGCCAGCUGAACAAGAGCAGGCUGACGACGUACGCGGAGCUCAGGGCAGAAGUCACAUCAUACGCAGAGCUUCGGCGAGGUGCAAAACAGAAGCCGUCGAAACCAUCGAAACCCAGUGACCCUGAUGCGAUGGACGUCGACUCGCUGACCUUCAGCGGUGCCCUCGCGGCGCUCUGGCAGCAGGGCGGUGCCGGACGAGGUAAAGGUGAAAAGGGCAAGAAAGGCGACGGCCCGAAGAACCCGCCGCAGGUCGGCACACGUGGCGCCAGGAUCGUCGGCAACUGCUGGCGCUGCGGCAAGCCAGUCGAGCCCGAGGCCGAGCGCGACAUGGGCAGCCUCGACAUCUGCGCGCUGUACGACCUACCCUGGCAUAAUGACUCGAUCCUGAAGCAGUUCGGCGCCGUGGAGGUGAAUGCGACCAGUGAGGACUCGGACGUCGAUGAGGUUUCGUAUGCCAAUGACGAGAUAGGUGUCCACGCCGGGAUGGGUGUCAACGAGGAUCCAAAUGCCAAGGUCGUGGACGUGUGUGCGUUGGACCAGAACGAGAACUGGGUGAAGUUCAACUUCGACACCGGCAGCGCCAAGACCGUGGUCCCGCUCAAUUUCAAUGCCGGGACGGAGGUUGACAAUUCGGGCAAGAGCAUGCGUUUCAAGACGGCCAGCGGCGAGAUCAUCUAUGGUGGAGCUGGAGUACGGAUUACCGGCACAGACCAAUUCGAGCAGAGCGUCACGCUGAACGGCAUCAAAGCUCCAGUCCACAAGGCGCUGGUUUCCGCCGGGGAAAUUACGGGCAAGGACUCCGACGUGUUCCUCAUGGGAGAUUUUGGAUACAUCGUGCAUCGUGAUUCACCGAUCCGUUUGGAGCUGAGGCGCGCUUUCAGAGCCAUUGCGGCGAAGCACGGCAACACGGGCGUGAUUCAGAUGAACAAGGAGGACAAUGUGUACAACCUCUACGUGCGGGUCCGCGAGAACGACGUCGAGGGUGCGAAGGACUUGUGUCCGGCUUCAGCGGCGGACGGAGGCGAGGUGCAGCCAGAAGGCGACGAUGGCAUGGAACAGGAGCGGCCUCGUAUCCCGAGUCGUGUCAUCACGCCCACCGCGAAGGAGAUAGAAGAACAUGAAGCAGCUGGUCAUGCAGUAUUCCGCAGUUGGUGCGAGGAUUGCACAGGAGGCAAGGGCCAAGCCAAUCCUCAUCAUGAGAGCUCGGAGCCGGCCGGGCUCCCGGAGUUCCACGUCGAUUACGGCUACAUGGGGACGGUUGAUAGCGAGUGCGCGCCGAUGAUCAUAGGCCGCGAAAACAAAUUAGGCAACUAUGCGGCUAGCACUGUCCCGCAGAAGGGAGUCAACAACUACGCGGCGGCCUACUUGGUUGGGUGGCUGAAGGGGCUCGGUUUCAAGCGAAUGGUGUUCAGGAGCGACAACGAGUCGAGCUUGCUCAAGCUUCUUGAUCUCGUGUCCCAGAAUCUCCCCGGCAUCGAGAUCGUAAUGAAGACCAGUCCGGAAGGCGACCCCCAGGCCAACGGCACGGCUGAAUCGGCGGUCAGGGAGAUCAAGAAUCAAGUGCGGACGUUGCGCCUGGAGCUGAAGCGCAAGUACGGCAGGCAGAUUCCGGAGACAUCAGCAUUGCUGUCGUGGCUUGCGAGAUACGCGGCAAAUGUCAUAAACCGCUACAGGUUUGGCAGAGAUGGCAGGUCCGCGGAACAUCGACGAUCAGGUCGACGGUGGCAACGCCCGACUGUCGGGUUCGGCGAGAAGACGUUCUUCCGGCCAAUCCAGACGAAGGCUCUGACGAAGGAGGGCCGAGCGCAGCCGAGGAUGCUCGAGGGGAUCUUCGUGGGCCACCACGAGCGGAACGGCGCUAUGAUGUUCAUCACCCCGGAGGGCAUGACGAAGGGCGUCGGUAUGCACAGGAAGCCAGAGGGCGAGAGGUACGACUUCGACUUCAUGUUGUCAUGCAGGGGAUUUCCGUGGGAUUCGAAGCCUCGGGAGCGAGCGGCGCAGCAACCGAUGGCAGGUCCGAGCGACGUGCCGGAGGCGAUGGUGAUGCCCGAACCGGCAGCACCGCAACCAGCCGGUGAGGCAGCUGCAGGUGGAGGUGAGGUUGCCGACGCUGCUCGGCCUCCAGUUGCAGGGCUUCGUAAGGCUUUCUACGUGAUGAAGAGUGACGUGGAGCGCUUCGGCAUGUCGCCGGGGUGCUCAGCAUGUUCGAAUGCAUUUUUGGGUGUACCAGUACAGUCAGGACAUACCGCAGAAUGCCGUGAGCGCAUGCUCGGGAAGCUGCGCGAGUCCGGAGCGAUGCAGGACGCUGUGAGGCUCGAGGCGUUCGCGGCGCGUAAGGAGGGGCUGAAGCGCACGGCGGCCGGGGACUUCGUGCCGGCAGCUCGACGCGCGGCUGCGGCUCCGAGAGGUGCGGCGAGGCCGCAGCAGGCAGCGGGUGAGCCAUCAGAGGCGGCUGCACCAGAGGUGGCCAUGCCGGCGGCUGCCGAAGUUGAUCAACCUGGAGCCGACGCUGGAGCACCGAGUGCGGGCGCAGAUAUGGCGUCCUUGAGCUUCGAGAAGAGAGGCAUGAUACGAGGAGUCGUUGAUCAACUACGGGCGUCUAUGAGAUAUCACGAGCUGGACGUCGAGGAAGGCGAGUUGAAGCAGAUGGCGAUCAGUCUCUGCUCGCUAUCGGCGGUUGAUGUGGCGGAGUUCUACACCCCGCGGAGGUUUACGCCCCGGACGGCGAACCAUGGCAUGAGGCCUGGAUUCUGCGUGGACCUUACGACCACGAAGAAGGACGGCCAGUACUGGGACCUCAGGAGACCGGAGGAUCAGGCGGAGUUCGAGGAGCUCCAGGCCGAGCAGACACCCAAAUUGCUCAUCGGCUCCCCGCCGUGCACAGAUUUCUGCCAGCUGCUGAAGAUGACGUUCAGCCCGGCUGAGAUUGCACAGCGACGAGCGGAAGGAGGUGAAGUACAUAUGCGAGUAGCCGUGGCCGGCUAUUGGAGACAGCUCAACUCCGGGAGGCAUUUCCUGCACGAGCAUCCGGCGAAGUCGGACAGCUGGAAGAUGACGGAGGUUGAGGAGCUCGCCAGGGACCCCAGGGUCUUCAAGGUACAGGGGCCGAUGUGCAACUGGAACCUCAAAGGGGCCGACGACGAGGGCAGGACCGGGUACGUCCGCAAAGAGACGAUCUGGCUCACGAGUUCGGAGGAGCUCGCGAAGACGCUGCAGGGCGUCUGCCAGAACAUGAAGGGCCGCACCAUGCACAGGCACGUUCACCUGAUCGGCGGUAAGGCCAGGACGUCGGCGGCUGCGGCGUACACUCCAGAGCUAGUCAAUGGCGUGCUCAAGGCAUUCCGUCGGCAACUACACCGAGAUGGAGAUGAGAUGGUGCUCCACGCUUUCGACGCUGGCGCGAUCCCAGACUCUACCGAUUGGUGGGACGAGCCGGAGAACCAGGAGUGGGCGUGGAGAGCAUGGGACGAUAUCAACAACGAGGAGCUGGACCCAGUCAAGGUUAUGGAAGCACGGCAGGAGGAGAUCGACUACAUCAGAGGCAUGCAGGUAUUCAAGGCAGUUCCCAAGUCAGAGUGCCCUGGGAAGCCUAUUACUAUGAAGUGGAUUGACACCCGGAAGCAGUCAGGUCGAUACCGCAGCCGUCUCGUGUGCAGGGAGAUCAAGAAGGCGAAGCGGUCAGAGGACAAGCUCGACCCAGCGGACGUCUUCUCGGCGAUGCCGCCUGUCGAGAGCCUGAAGAUGUUGAUUAGUGAGUGGAUGACAACCGACGAUGGGCAUAACCACGAGGACUUCAUCAUGGCUUCUUUCGACAUCAGCCGCGCUCACUUCGCGGCGACGCAGGACAAGCGCGACGUCUACGCGACGCUUCCAGAUGGCUUCGAACAGGAAGGCCAUGUCGCGAAGCUGCUGAAGGCGAUGUACGGCACGGAGGACGCAGCUAACCUGUGGGGCGAGACUUGGGCCAGGCAGCUGGAGGAGAAUGGCAUUAAGAUUGGCAUCGCGUCGAGGGCGCUGUUCUGUGGUGAGAGACACAAAGGACUAUGCCAUGGAGACGACUUCCUAGUGCUAUGUCGACGCGAACACUUGUCGGAGUUCCAGAAGAUUUUGGAGGAUAGGUUCGAAGCGAAGAACACCGGAGUCAUCGGUUUCAGCGAGAAGGAUGAGAAGACUCUCGAGAUAUUGAACCGAGAAAUCCGGAUCGUUGGCAACGACGUCGUCGAACUAGAGGCUGAUCCACGGCACGCAGAGAAGGUGAUCGAGGAGCUAGGUUUGCAGAACGCCAAUGCUGUGGCUACUCCGCGCGUGAAGUACAGCGACGCCGAGCACGCAGCUCGGGAGUCCAGUCCGUUCCUCGUCGGGGCGGAUAUCACGAAGUACAGGUCGUGCACGAUGAGGCUGAAGUACAUCGAGCAGGACAGGCUGGACCUAUCGGAAGUAGCCGAGCAAGUAGCUUGCGACGAGACGAACCAAUGA